This is a messenger RNA of Microthlaspi erraticum, 2214 nucleotides long. The record is from the annotation of a GenBank genome assembly. NCBI's taxonomy places the organism in Eukaryota, Viridiplantae, Streptophyta, Magnoliopsida, Brassicales, Brassicaceae.
AUGCUUGAAAUGUGGAAGGAAGGUUUAAUUCCUGGUUUUGACAUGAAUGUAGAGAAAUGCAGAACAUGUAUGUUGACUAAGAUAACUAGGAAGAAGUUUGAUAGCAUUGUUAGGGUAUCGGAAGUCCUUGGACUGAUUCAUAGUGAUUUAUGUGAUUUGCAUGCUACACCAUCUCUGGGGAAUAAGAAAUAUUUUGUCACAUUCAUUGAUGACUAUUCCAGAUAUUGUUCUGUAUAUUUGUUGCACUCUAAGGAUGAGGCCUUAGAGAAAUUCAAGGUUUACAAAACUGAGGUUGAAUUGCAACAGAGUAACUUGAUUAAAAAGUUAUGCACCGAUAGAGGUGGUGAGUAUUAUGAUCCUGCUUACUUUCAGUCUGUGGGUAUAAUACAUGAGGUCACAGCUCCUUAUACACCACAACAAAAUGGUGUAUCUGAGAGGAAGAACAGAGUCCUUAAAGAAAUGGUUAAUUCCAUGUUAUCCUAUUAUGGAUUGAGUGACGGUUUCUGGGGUGAGGGCAUGUUAACAGCAUGUUACUUGUUGAACAGAGUUCCUAACAAGAGGAACAAGAUAACCUUAUAUGAACUUUGGUUCUAUGUCAUUGAACCUAAUGAUUCUAUAGCAGUUCACACUGUGAUUGAGUCAAGAGAUGCAAUAUUUGAUGAGAAUCGUUUCACAUCAAUACCUAGACCAAAGGAUCUGGUUUCGUUUGGAACUGGACAAGGAGAUGGUACAAAUGUACGUUCCAACAUCUCGGCUUGUGUUCCAACAACCAGCGAGUCACCUGUACUUCGUAGAAGUAAGAGAGGAAGGAUUGAGAAAUCAUUUGGUCCUGAAUUCCAAAUUUAUUUGGUAGAAGGUUCAAGAGAUGAGAUUGUUCUACAAUACUCAUAUUGUUACCUAGUUGGUGAUGAACCUAGGACAUUCAGUGAAGCUAUGGCUUCCAUUGAUGCUGCUUUCUGGAAAGAAGCUGUAAAUGAUGAGAUGGACUCUAUAGUAGGAAGCAAUACAUACUUCCUGACUGAUCUCCCACCUGGUUGCAAAGCUUUAGGCUGCAAGUGGAUUUUCACAAAGAAAAUGUUGAUCGGUGGUGCAAUCGAUAAGUUCAAAGCUCGAUUGGUUAUACAAGGUUUUAGACAAAGGGAAGGCAUUGAUUAUUUUGAUACAUAUGCUCCUGUUGUCAGAAUCUCUUCUAUAAGGUUCUUGAUUGGUUUAGCAGCCAUUCAUGAUCUUGUGAUCCAUCAAAUGGAUGUUAAGACUGCAUUUUUAAAUGGUGUCUUGGAAGAAGAGGUGUAUAUGGAACAACCAGAGGGAUUUGUUGUGCCUGGAAGUGAGCACAAGGUGUGCAAGCUGGUGAAAUCACUGUAUGGGCUGAAACAAGCUCCUAAGCAAUGGCAUCAAAGAUUUGAUGAAGCUGUCUUGUCUUUUGGUUUUAAGAUUAACCAAUCAGAUAAGUGUUUAUAUAGCAAGUUUGAUGAUUCCAGUAAUGGAGUGAUCAUUUGUCUAUAUGUGGAUGACAUGUUGAUCUUUGGUACCAACCUUAGAUUAGUGGAACUCACAAAAGAGUUUUUGUCAUCAAAUUUCGCCAUGAAGGACAUGGGGGAGGCGGAUGUGAUUCUUGUGCCCCUUGUAAGUACUCCCAUGGAGGCAAGUGUGAAACUUAUGCCUAACACAGGAAAGGCUGUGUUGCAACACGAGUAUUCUCAAGUGAUUGGAUGCUUAAUGUAUGCAAUGACAAGCACAAGGCCAAAUAUUGCAUAUGCAGUUGGAAGAUUGAGUAGAUACACUAGUAAUCCUAGUACUCACCAUUGGCAGGCUGUAAAGCGUGUGCUCAAGUACUUGAGAGGAACCAUGGACUAUGGUUUGUGUUAUGGAGGAUUUCCUUCGGUUUUGGAAGCUGCUGGUAGAGAGGCUGAGUGGUUGAGAAACCUUGUCCCUGAGAUUCCAUUGUGGUCGAAACCAGUGUCUCCUAUCUCAAUCCAUUGUGAUAGUCAAGCAACUUUGGCUAAGGCUUAUAGCCAAGUGUACAAUGGAAAGUCAAGACACCUUGGCGUGAGACAUAGCGCUGUUCGUGAAUUGAUCACUCACGGUGUGAUAACUUUAGAGUUUGUUCGGUCUCAGCAGAAUCUAGCAGAUCACUUGACGAAGGGUCUAUCUAGGGACUUGGUAAUAAAGUCAGCUGAAGGAAUUGGUUUGAAGUCCAUCUCAAACCUCUAG